Molecule: messenger RNA, 351 nt
Organism: Entrophospora sp. SA101
Lineage: Eukaryota; Fungi; Glomeromycota; Glomeromycetes; Entrophosporales; Entrophosporaceae
Source: the annotation of a GenBank genome assembly
AUGUUAAAUGCUACUGCACAACACAAUAAUAUUGGAAUGAAAAUAAGAGAUGGUCCAUUUUCUCAGUAUACCACGCCUGCAACAACAUUUGUAGUUGUUCAACCAACCGUUUUACAAACUAAGACGACAACAAAUGAAGCAAUAACAUCAAUAGAAGAAACUCCAGAACCGUCAGAAGAAACUCCAGAACCUCAGUAUACCACGCCUGCAACAACAUUUGUAGUUGUUCAACCAACCGUUUUACAAACUAAGACGACAACAAAUGAAGCAAUAACAUCAAUAGAAGAAACUCCAGAACCGUCAGAAGAAACUCCAGCUAGUCAAACAUCUGCAUCAAUCUUUUAUAAUUGA